Triticum aestivum (bread wheat) is the source of this 3993-nucleotide messenger RNA. Its product is annotated as transcription factor MYB77. NCBI's taxonomy places the organism in Eukaryota, Viridiplantae, Streptophyta, Magnoliopsida, Poales, Poaceae. The record is from RefSeq and is a predicted model, not a curated record. The coding region runs from base 2974 to 3684 and encodes 236 amino acids. Gene Ontology annotation, molecular function: DNA-binding transcription factor activity, RNA polymerase II-specific; RNA polymerase II cis-regulatory region sequence-specific DNA binding. Gene Ontology annotation, biological process: regulation of DNA-templated transcription. The transcript has 2 exons. Gene Ontology annotation, cellular component: nucleus.
GACACAUCCUCACUUAUCCGUUGUUCUCUCCCCACUCGCUAAUCUCUCCCAUCUCACAGAUCCUCCUUCUCUCGAUCGGAGGAGAGCUGCCACGCCCGCGCACCUCCGGCGAGAAUCCGGUGAGCUGAGCCCGCAGCGCCUCCCGACGCCACGCAUCUCCGACCGGAUCGAGGUCGACAGCUACCCAUGGGCGGCCGAGCCCAGGCCCGACGGCGACCAGAUCCCCGGUGAGUAGCGCAUCACACGCCCAAGCCCCGUGCAGCUCGUCUCCCCGAGCUCGCACCCGAGGAACCUCCAUCACCUGCCCCCUUCCGCGCGCUUGCCAUCGGCAGUCUCCUCCCUGGCGACCACCAUCUCGACGGCGAGAGAGGGAAGGGGGUGGCGCUGCUUGAGGAGGUCUGGAACGGAAGGGGAGGAGCGGAGCCAUCGCUGUCGUAGCGCUGCUCAAGGUUGCGUUGCGCGGAAGGGCGAGGAGCGGAGUCAUCGCCGAAGCGUCGCAGCUCGAUGAGGCGGGGCGCGGAGGUGGAGAUCUGUGACAGAGCCUACGCCGACAUGUUGAUGCUCGGGGGUGCCGGCGCCCCAUCUGGCGCCAGUGGGAGAUGCUCAUGCGCACCAGCAAGUGAUCCCGACAUCACAUGCCGCCGCCGUCGAGGAUUCAGUGUCUGCUGCUCCGUGAGUAGUGGAGCAACUACACCGUGCAGGAUAUACACGACGGCCGGACGUCAAGGCGUGGCUGUUGCUAGAGUAGCUCCGGUCAUGUCUCAGAGGGAUUGUUGGCAGGCGGUGCUGAUACUGAAGAUAAUUUUUGGGCAAGUUGGACUGAUUCAUGUGUUAUGCUGCUGCAGAAGCUCAUAAUUCAGUAUGUGCCUUGACCCAGCCAUAUAGCCAGUUCUCAUGUGAGUUAAUCAGCUAGUGUACUCAGUUACAGGACUACCUCGAAUGCAAUUCAUAAGGGAGUUAAGAACAGGGGGGGGGGGGGGGGGGUGCAAACUGAAUUUGCAAUGUGUGCACUUAGGAAUUUGCCAUGUACUUGUCAUGAAUAGUGUUUUCCAUUAUGUUUUGUGAAUUCUGAGUAGUCCAAACAAAGGUAGGCACAAUUAACAAUUCUAAGUUGUUAUAAAAAAGUUGCCAUGUCAAAAUGUAGAGAGAAAAUAAUCUAAGUUAGUUAUCAGAAAAGUUACCAUGUCAAAAAAUUGUAGAUAGAGACAAUAAUUCUAAGUUGUUAUAAAAAAUUUGCCAUGGCAAAUUGUUGAGAGAAAAAUAAUUCUAAGUUGUUACCAGAAAAGUUGCCAUGGCAAAUUGUAGAGAGACAAAUAAUUCUAAGUUUUUAUCAAAAAGUUGCCAUGGCAAAUUUGUAGAGUGAAAAAAAAUUCUAAGUUAGUUAUUAGAAAAGUUGUGAUGGCAACUUAAGAUGUUAAAAAAUAUGGUAAAGUUAUAGAUGUUAAAAACAUGGCAAAGUUGCCAUGGCAACUUAAGAUGUUAAAAACAUGGCAAAGUUAUAGAUGUUCAAAAACAUGGCAAACUUGACAUGGCAAUUUAAGAUGUUAAAAAACAUGGCAAACUUUGUUCAAGAACAUGGCAAACUUCUAUAAUUAACAUGUUCAAAAACAUGCAAACUUGCCAUGGCAAAGUUAUAGAUGUUCAAAAAUAUGGCAUAUUUGCCAUGGCAACUUAUGAUGUUCAAAAACAUGUCAAACUUUUCAGAUGUUCAAAAACAUGGCAAACUUGCCAUGAUAUUUUAAAUUGCUCAAAACCUUUUGCAAACUUGCCACGGCAAACUAAAGAUGUGGAAAUACAUGGCAAACUUUUUAAAUUAAGUUUGUACAAUAACAUGGCAAGCAUGGCACAAAAAUUUAAUUAAUAUGUUCGAAAACAUGGCAAACUUGCCAUGGCAACUAAAGAUGUUUAAAAACAUGGCAACCUAAUAUGCUCAAAAUCAUGGCAAACUUGCCAUGGCAACUAAAAUCAGUAUUUUGUUUAUAGCUAUGUUUUUUUUCCAAUGGCAACUAAAUGCAUUUUUUUGCCAUGGUUCGUUGUGUCUUCUUGCCAUGUCCAUCCGAAGAAUGUUUGUCAUGGCCAUUACAAAUUAGUUUGAGAGCACGACAAGUUUGCUCUUUCAAUUUUGUUUUGCCAUGGCAGUUUUACCUAAAUCGUCGCGGCAAAUUUCAACUUUUAUUGCCAUGGCAAUUUACAACAGCGGCAAAUUGUUGUGACCAACGGCAAUUUAUUUAAAACCAUGGCAAACUUAUUUUCUAGCAUGGCAAGUUUAUUUUUUUGUUGGACCAUGGCAAUUUUAAUAUAUUUUUCAUCAGCUAUUUUUUCUAUGAAUUUCUAGAUUUUUGUCGUAUUUUUCAUCAGCUAUUUUUUCUAUGAAUUUCUAGAUUUCUAUUUUUUCUCAGUUUUUUCUGUUUUAGUAUUGGGCCUGUUUUCCUUUUGAUGCCCGCAACAGGCCCAUGUUGGCGUUUCUGGACGUGUUCGCGCUGGGAGGUCUCCCAGGCCGAACGAGAUCGUUCGGUCGUUCCCCCUUGCCAUGCCGAACGAUUCGUUCGGAAUCAGGUCGAUAGAAAUCUGACGUUCGCUCCUUAUCGGGGUUCUACCUACCUACAAUUUCCGUGUGCUAAGAUACCUCUAAGAGACAGACUCCUUCCUUUUUUAGGGGGGUGGUUUCCAUAAAUGUGACGGAUUUUCGAUCCGACGGAAUCAAUUCCACUUUCCAUAUCCUGAUCCUGGCCGCUCCCGUCGUAGCUUCCUCGGCUAGGCCAGGACUGCCUUUCCUUGCAGCGGACGCGUUUGGACUCCUGCUCGGAUCCACUUCGCCCACCGUCCGUCUAUAUAAGGCGGCACCAAGCGGCGGCCUCCGCACCGCGUCCACCUUCUCCCUUCCGGCCUCUCGCCACCGCCACGCGCCAUCAGUUCCAUCCCGCAAGAAGCCAUCCAUCGGAGGCGAGGCGAUCCAUCCAAGCUUGGGGGGUGAUGAUGCCGACGUCGUUCUUCCAGGGCAACGACGCCGGCGCCUGCGACGGCGACGGCUCGCCGCACGGGGUCAAGAAGAUGUGGACCAAGGAGGAGGACGACCUGCUGCGGGAGCAGGUGCGGCGCUGUGGCGGCCCGCACAACUGGGACUCCAUCUGCCGAGGCCUGCCCGGCCGCAACUCCAAGUCGUGCCGCCUCCGCUGGUGCCAGCACCUCGACCCCAGGGUGGAGGCCGUCAAGCCCUUCACCGUCGAGGAGGACAUGCUCAUCGUCAAGUACCAGGCCGCCUACGGCAACCGCUGGUCCACCAUCGCCGAGUUCCUCUCCGGCCGCACCGACAACGCCGUCAAGAACCGCUGGAACUCCGUCCUCCGCAAGCGCCAGGAGCACGCCCCCUCCCAGCAGGGCCAGACGCGCCCGUGGGCUCCUUCCGCCGCCCGGCAGGCCGCGGGCCCCGGGGUCACGCCGCGGUGCCUGCCGCUGUUCCCUGAUUCGGCCGAGGAGGUGCCGGAGGCUGACACAUCUGCGGCGGCGAGGAAGUGCCUCGACCUGUUCCCUCUGGCGCCCGGGGAUAUCAGGGCCAACGCGGCUGCUGUGGCGCCGCCCGGUGACAUGACUUGCGGAGCAGGCGACCCGCUCACCGAGCUGAGGCUCUGGCCGGCGCCGAGGGUGGUGUUCGACGUAAUGCCGCUCCAGGCCUACCGGAUGUAGAUUUGCUUAGACUUGUUGUUCUCUCGUCUUACUUUUUGCUGAUCGUGGGGAAUUUUCCUAGUGGGAUUUGACUUGUAAUGGAAGCUCUGGCUGAUCGAGAAUGUUGUUAGGACUCCAUUGGAUCUUGGUAUCAACAGAGCGCUGGAUUUUCUGUAAUCGUCUUGCUUGCUGGUUAGGUAAUCAAGAAAGUUCUGGACUUAGUGUAAUGCUUUGUGCUUCUUGAUGAUCAAGAAAAUUCUGAACGUCUUGUAAUUUGCAUGACCAUUGUAAUCAACAAAUCAAUCUUUAGCAAUUUUCUUGUUCACUGGA